Molecule: messenger RNA, 1272 nt
Organism: Moesziomyces antarcticus
Lineage: Eukaryota; Fungi; Basidiomycota; Ustilaginomycetes; Ustilaginales; Ustilaginaceae
Product: UV excision repair protein Rad23
Exons: 1
Coding region: 1-1272 (423 amino acids)
Biological process (GO): nucleotide-excision repair; proteasome-mediated ubiquitin-dependent protein catabolic process
Cellular component (GO): nucleoplasm; cytosol
Molecular function (GO): proteasome binding; damaged DNA binding; ubiquitin binding
Source: RefSeq, a predicted model, not a curated record
AUGAAGCUCCUCAUCAAAUCCCUCGCCGGUGGCAACUUCCACCUCGAUGCCGAGCUCUCGGACACCAUCGGCACCAUCAAGCAAAAGAUCCAGUUCGAACAGGGCCACAAUCCCGAAUGCCAAAAGAUCAUCUUCUCCGGCAAGAUCUUGACCGACGACAAGACCGUCGCCGACUGCAACAUCAAGGAGAAGGACUUUCUCGUGGUGAUGGUCUCCAAGCCCAAGGCUCCCAAGCCUGCUGCACCCGCCGCCGCAUCAUCCUCCUCCUCCUCCACCACAACAGCAGCCGCAGCCGCAGACACUGCCAAGCCCGCCGAGUCGGCUCCUUCCACCACCACCACCACCACCACCGAGAGCGACAAGCCUGCUCCGGCCGCACAAGCCGGCUCGACUGCCGCCCCGUCAUCCACCGAGGCGAGCGCCGCACCCGCUGCUGCCGACGCCACCCCGGCAGGCGCCGGCGGCUCGUCCGGCAGCUUCCUCACGGGCGGCCCGCUCGAGGCCGCCAUGCAGGGCAUGAUGGAGAUGGGCUUUGAGCGCGACCAGGUGCAGCGUGCCAUGCGUGCCGCCUUCAACAACCCGGACCGCGCCGUCGAGUAUCUCAUGACCGGCAUCCCCGACCACCUCGCCAACCCACCAGCCGAGCAGUCCGCACAGACGCCCAGCGCCGCCGCCAACGCGCCCGCCACCCCCGCAGCCCCGUCCGCAGGCGCUGCCGCACGCGUGCCCGCCACCCCCGCCACACCCUCCCCCGCCAGCGGCCGCGCUGGCAAUCUCUUUGAGGCCGCCGCCGCCGCACAGCAGGCAGGCCGAGGCGGUGCACGCGGUGCUGGUGCGGCUGGUGCCGGUGCAGGCGCAGGUGCAGGCGCAGCGAGCCUGCUCGGCGAAGACGACGGCUCGGGCGAACAGGUGAUCGACCUGGGCAACCCAGCCAUGCUGGCGCAGCUGCAGCAGCUCGUGCAGCAGAACCCGGCGGCGCUCCAGCCGCUCGUCCAGGCCAUCGCCCAGUCCAAUCCGCAGCUCGCCGAGGCCAUGAACCACGAUCCGCAGGGCGUGCUCUCGCUGCUCGCCGGCGGUGCGGGCGGCGCGGGCGACGAGAUGGAGCUGCCCACGCUCGCCGAACUCAGCGACGAGGACCGCGCCGGCGUCGAGCAGAUCGUCGCCAUGGGCAUCCCCGAGGACAAGGCCAUCGAGUCGUUCUUCAUGUGCGGCAAAAACGUAGAGAUGGCCGUGCAGUACUACUUUGAGAACCCGCAGGAUUUCGACGAUUAG